Messenger RNA from Plasmodium berghei ANKA, 924 nucleotides. Its product is annotated as transcription initiation factor IIF subunit beta, putative. The transcript has a single exon. Bases 1 to 924 code for a protein of 307 amino acids. NCBI's taxonomy places the organism in Eukaryota, Apicomplexa, Aconoidasida, Haemosporida, Plasmodiidae. The record is from RefSeq and is a predicted model, not a curated record.
AUGAUUAAUAAAAGUAACAAUAUCAAACUAAUAAAAGUUCCGAAAUUUGUUGCAAAUAAAUGGCUUGAAUAUAAUGAUAAAGAUAUUGUUGGGUUGCUCGAAGAAAAUAAUAAUGAAAUAUCAUCUAUAUAUAUUCAGAAAGAUGAUAGUGAUGAUGUAAAAAAAUUGCCAUGUAAUAAAAAUAGUACAGUAAGUACAUAUAUACUAAAAGAGGAAAAGGUGUCAUUAAAAAUAAACAAUAAAAAUUCAAACUCUGUAAAUAAUAAUAAUAAUAAUAAUAAUAAUAACGAUUUGAUUAAUAAAACAAAUGAAAAUAUGAAUCAAUAUAAAGAUAAUUUAGAAGAUGAUAAAGAAAUGGUAGAUUAUGUAAUUUGUGCUGACAUAAUAAAUAAUUGUAGUUAUACAUAUUCAUUUUUACCAACAUUAGAUAAGGAUUAUUCUUUAGUGUUAAAGGAAAGGCAUUAUAAAACGAAUGUCAAAAAAGAUAGAUAUACUAUUAUAGAAACCAGAAAUGAAGAUAAUAUUGAUUCAUCUCAUACAUUGUUUAAAUAUUAUAAUAUGGUCGAUAAUGGAUCAAAUAGUAAAGAUCCAAAAGAUAGUAGUAUUGAUAAUAGUAAUAAAUAUGGUAAAAAUAAUAAACGUGGGUUUAUGGAAAAUGAGAAUAACAGUGGUUCAUAUUCAGCAUCUAAACAAAAAGCAAAACAAGCAAAAAAAAUGCACGUUUUUGAUUUAGAUAAAACUAAAAUUAGUAUGUUUAAAAUAUUUGAAAAAGAGGGGAAAAAAGGAGUUCCAUUUUCUUUUUUUUCGAAAAGUUUUAAUAUACCAUCAAACUAUAUAAAAAAUAUAUUAGAUGAAAUUGCUGUAAAAAGAAAAAGAGUUUCUGAUAAGAAAACUGUUUAUUUUUUGAAAGAUUACAUAAGUUAA